UAUUCAGAUAUUAGUUAAUCAUUUUAUUAUUAUUUGAACAAUUUUAAGAAAUACUUAUAUGGCAGUGUCACUCUGGGGUGGUGCUGGGUUGAGGUGGAUCAAGGGACCAGGGGGAUGGCAAGAAGAUGUUACACAAUCAGAAGUUAUAGUUGAUUCUAUUCACAUAAAUCAAGUCAAGAAGACAAUCGAAAUGUUUUUAAGAAGCAAACAACAAAAAGCUUACAAGCGCUUGUAUUCAUAUCUUUCAGCUGCUCCUGUUUCGAAAUGCAGUGCUAAAGAAAGUGUUACUUGGCUACAAAUUUCAUCAGAGGGAAGUAAAGAGUGUCAUGGAUAUUCGACUCUUGGUGAACUUCUGCGCCGACUACAUUUGUCUGGUUCUGUCUGGCAGCAGGGAAGAUUUAAGUAUGUUAUUUGUUUGACGGAGCUUAUUGUAAAAAAGAAAUUGUCAACUCUCAGCGUUACAUCCAGAAAACACCUGUUCAUUCUUGUUGAAACUUUGAUCCAGCGAGUGAUUGAAACAAGUGAAAGAAUUAGACAAAUGAAAAGGAUUGUUGCUGUUGUUUUCCGUAAUGUCAUGAAAAAAAAUUAUUUCGUUGGUUCAAAAUUGGCCUGGUUUGCAGAAGUUGAGAAAGUUAGAGACUGGACAUCUCGACUCAAUCGUUUGACAAUCUCACCAAGAAUUGACCUACAGUUAUCAAUACCUGAUCUUCCAGUAUGUGUUCAACGCAAUAUUAUAAGGAUGCUUGAUGAUCAUGAAGAUAUUGAGAGCUUGUCUCAUGUUAACAAGACUCUCAAUCAUCUUUGCAAAGAAUCAGAUGUUUGGAGGAGCAUAUGCUUCAAUCAUUUUACAAAGAAUCAACUUGAAGAGUGCGAGGCAGUGUUGGAGCGGAGGAGGCUGAAAGGAUCUCUCAGUGGAAAUGAUGUGGAGUUAACUUGGAGAAUAAAAUAUCAUUUUAUGCUGAAGAGAUUUGAAAUACAAGAAACCUUCGCAGAUCCUCUUCUGCUUUGCAAACGAUGCUAUACUGUAUUUUGGAGGGAAUCCGGCCACCCAUGUGUUGGAAAUGUAUCAGAGACUACUUAUAUGCCUAUCCAUCCAAAACAAUUAAUUUCUCUUCUUUGAAGCUUUUGCUGCUGUUGUAUUUUGUUAUUAUCUUUGCUGCUCUUGUAAAAAUUGCUUCAUAUAAUGUUUGACACAUUUUUUUAUGCAUGGUGAACCUGUCAUGUACAUUAAAGUCAAAAUGUUAUGUGCUCUCCUUGGAAUAACUUUAUUAAUUAAACAAAAUAAGAACUGUUAAAAUGAAAAUAAACACUUAUUAGUAUUUGGAGUAGAAAAACUAUUUUUUAUUUUUACUCAAUGGUAAAAAUGACAUGAAUUGUUAUUGUAUGCUUUUAUAGUGACUAAUUUGUCAUAAUAUGAACACACAACAAGAAGUUCCUUUUUUAUUGCAGUAAAUUUGAUUCUUUUUUCUUUUAUUGUCCUAUAUUGCCCUUUCUUCCUAUCUUGUCGAUUCAUUGUUAUUUUAUUGCGCAAGCAUUGUGAAUGCGCUGCAAGCUUUAUAAAUUUACCAACUGUUAUUUCGAAAUGAAGCUAUUUCUAUCAUGUUGCUUCAAUAUUUUCUCAUAUGUUUGAAAUAUAGUGUUACGGAAACACACUGUCGUCAGCCAACUGGUUUUCAUAGAAUUUUGCACUUUUAUUAUGUUUCUUUACUAACCUUUCUACAGUUAUAUGACUAAUAUUCGCUUAUUUUAAUCUGACAUGUAAUAUGUAACACAUAUGUUCACCUAUGUAUGCUAGAUAUACCAUAGCAUUAAAGUACACUAUCAUAUUGAAGUAAAUGAAAUUCAUUCUGCAGUGCAUUUCUGAGUGAACAAUGAAAUAAUCAAAGCCCUAACAAUUUAUAUUAUGGUUUUACCACCAACACCGCUAAAAACUAAAGUUGGCAUGAAACGAUAUCAUAUGCCCUUUUCUAUAGCUUGCAUUUUCAUUGUCUGAAAAACUGUAUCAAGUCUUGAAAUUUUAUGAAUUGCAAAUUCAAAAUUGGCAUACAGAGAAUUUCAUCAUAAAACCCAAGCAAGUUGGUGAAAAUCUAUAUCAUAAUGUUAUUGGGAUUUUGAAAGCAUUAUUGUUAUUUCACUUUCUGCACAGAUCAUACUGAGAAGGAACUUGUCGGUAUUUCCCUUUUUUUCCUUGCUUUAUUCAGCCUACUUCAGAGCAUCCAAUCCUUUACAAUAUAUUGCCAUUAUUAUGAGUUAUUUUGCUAUAUCAUCCACUGCAAUUUUAUUUGUAAAUACUGUGAUUUGUUUUGUACAAUAUGUUGAUGAAACAUUGUAAAA
Molecule: messenger RNA, 2334 nt
Organism: Styela clava
Lineage: Eukaryota; Metazoa; Chordata; Ascidiacea; Stolidobranchia; Styelidae
Product: F-box only protein 32-like
Biological process (GO): protein ubiquitination
Cellular component (GO): SCF ubiquitin ligase complex; nucleus; cytoplasm
Molecular function (GO): protein binding
Source: RefSeq, a predicted model, not a curated record